AUGGACACAACCGUCAGCAAUGGCAAUGGCGUCAGAAACGUCCCCAGGGAUGGCGACUACAUCCAGUGGGACUCUCUCCCGCCCGGAGGCGCACUCAACCGAUGGAGUCACAGCAUGACCAAGGGACACGACUAUGUCGGCGCUCAGGCAAUGCUAUACGCCGCUGGAGUCCCUGACGGCGAGGCCAUGAGGAACGCUCCACAUGUUGGCAUCUCAACCGUGUGGUGGGAGGGAAACCCUUGCAACACACACUUGAUGGACAUGGGCAAGAUCGUCAAGAGGUCUGUGGAGAAGCAGGGCAUGCUUGCCUGGCAGUUCAACACCAUUGGCGUGUCGGAUGGCAUCACAAUGGGGAGCGAGGGAAUGCGCUACUCUCUCCAGUCAAGGGAGAUCAUAGCCGACUCGAUCGAGACGGUGACUUGUGCCCAACGCCAUGACGCAAACAUCUCCAUCCCCGGCUGCGACAAGAACAUGCCCGGCGUCAUCAUGGCCGCCGCACGCCACAACCGGCCCUUCAUCAUGGUCUACGGCGGCACCAUCAACAAGGGCCACUCCUCCCUGCUCGACCGCGAGAUCAACAUCUCGACGUGCUACGAGUCGACGGGCGCCUACACCUACGGGAGGCUGCACGCCAAGUGCCCCAAGGCCAACGGCGACGCCGCCACCCCCGAGGACGUGCUGGAGGAGAUUGCCCAGCACGCGUGCCCCAGCGUUGGCGCCUGCGGCGGCAUGUACACCGCCAACACCCUCGCCACCGCCAUCGAGGUCAUGGGCCUCUCCCUGCCGGGGAGCUCCUCGUACCCGGCCACGUCCCCGGAGAAGGCCCGCGAGUGCGAGCGUGUGGCCGAGGCCAUCAAGGUCGUCAUGGCCAAGGACAUCCGGCCCAGGGACCUGCUCACCCGCGCCGCCUUCGAGAACGCCCUGGUCCUGACCAUGGUCCUGGGAGGCAGCACCAACGGCGUCCUGCAUUUCCUCGCAAUGGCAAACAGUGCCGACGUGCCCCUGACCCUGGACGACAUCGACAGGACGAGCAACCGGGUGCCCUUCCUGGCCGACCUGGCGCCCAGCGGCAAGCACUACAUGGAGGACUUGUACAGGAUCGGCGGCACGCCGUCGGUGCUGAAGAUGCUCAUCGCGACCGGCCUCAUCGACGGCUCCCUGAUGACCGUCACCGGCAAGACGCUCGCAGAGAACUGCAGCUCAUGGCCCUCCCUCGACCCCGGGCAGAAGAUCAUAAGGCCGCUCGACGACCCGAUCAAGAAGACGGGCCACCUCCGGGUGCUCAAGGGGAACCUCGCACCACAGGGCGCCGUGGCCAAGAUCACGGGCAAGGAGGGCCUGUCGUUCACGGGCAAGGCGAGGGUCUUCGACAAGGAGCACGAGCUCAACAGCGCGCUGCAGGGCGGGGACAUCAAGGUGACGGACGGAAACCUCGUCCUCAUCGUGCGGUACGAGGGGCCGCGUGGCGGGCCGGGCAUGCCGGAACAGCUCACGGCCUCGGCCGCCAUCAUGGGCGCCGGGCUCACCAACGUGGCGCUCGUCACCGACGGGCGCUACUCCGGGGCCAGUCACGGCUUCAUCGUGGGCCACGUGUGCCCGGAGGCGGCGGUGGGAGGGCCGAUCGCCAUGGUGAGGAACGGCGACGAGGUCCGCAUCGACGCGGUGGAGAACCGCAUCGACGUCCUCAACGCGACCGUCGAAGAGCUGAGGGAGAGGAAGAAGAGCUGGAGGCGGCCGGUCCAGAAGCCCCUCAGGGGUACUCUGGCCAAGUACGCUCGACUGGUGGGCGAUGCGAGCCACGGCGCCGUCACUGACUCGGCUGAGCCCUUGUACAGUGCAGAGUGGUGA
Molecule: messenger RNA, 1848 nt
Organism: Diaporthe citri
Lineage: Eukaryota; Fungi; Ascomycota; Sordariomycetes; Diaporthales; Diaporthaceae
Exons: 5
Coding region: 1-1848 (615 amino acids)
Biological process (GO): branched-chain amino acid biosynthetic process
Cellular component (GO): mitochondrion
Molecular function (GO): dihydroxy-acid dehydratase activity
Source: RefSeq, a predicted model, not a curated record